Bathycoccus prasinos is the source of this 627-nucleotide messenger RNA. RefSeq lists its product with no specific name. Gene Ontology annotation, molecular function: copper ion binding; superoxide dismutase activity. The coding region runs from base 1 to 627 and encodes 208 amino acids. The record is from RefSeq and is a predicted model, not a curated record. NCBI's taxonomy places the organism in Eukaryota, Viridiplantae, Chlorophyta, Mamiellophyceae, Mamiellales, Bathycoccaceae. Gene Ontology annotation, biological process: removal of superoxide radicals. The transcript has 3 exons.
AUGAAUGCUCUGUUAACCGCACGUAUUAUCGACUCUCUCUUCACGCGCGAAUAUAAUGAUAACAUUAUUAACAACAACAAUAUACACAGGUUGAAAACGGUUUCUAAAGCCGCGAGAAAGACCCCGGUCGCGUUCGCCGUCAACGCCGAACAAAAAGCGGUCGUCGUUCUCACCGGUACGGCUGGCGUCGCGGGCACGUUAACUUUGACGCAAGAUGACCCGUCUGGCGCGACGACGGUUGUCGGCGACAUCACCGGUUUGGCGCCGGGCAAACACGGUUUGCACGUGCACGAAUUCGGAGACACGACCAACGGGUGCAUGUCCACUGGUCCGCACUUUAACCCGAACAAGAUGACGCACGGCGCGCCGACGGAUUCAGUCAGACACGCCGGGGAUUUGGGUAACGUCAUCGCGGAUGCCGGCGGGUGCAAGUUUACCAUUAAGGAUAUGCAAAUUCCUUUGUCCGGGGCAAACUCCAUCGUCGGCAGAGCGUUCGUGAUUCACGAGUUGGAAGAUGAUUUGGGUAAAGGGGAUAACUCGGAAAUCGGCACGCAAGGCAAGACGAGUUCCACGACCGGUAACGCGGGCGCAAGGUUGGCCUGCGGCGUCGUGGGUUUAACUCCCUAA